CAGAGAGGUUCUCUGCUCCGUCACAGACCAACAGCUGGUCUAUGGACAUGAGAAUCCUCCUCCUCAUCCACCGACUGCACGGACACCUGCCUGCCCGCCUGCCUCUCUCCUCUCUCGGCUCUCUGUGGCUCGGAACAUCGGACCUUCUUACUGGGACUCUCGGUUCUACUCGACGCUCAGAACGCAGUGCAGGGCGGCUGCAGAGCGGAGGGGGGGUCGGAUGGACGGAUCUCGUGUCUCACCUUGGGAGGAGAGAUCAGCCCACAAUGCCUGACCUCUGACCCCUGACCUCUGACCCGUCACUUCUGAUGCCUGACUACUGAGAGACAACUCAGAGGAGGAGUGACCAGCAGGCGGGAAUGGAGGAAGACGGAGAGGACCAGAGUCGAGGAGAAGAGGCUAAAACCUCCUCUACAGUGGGGUCAUCUCCAGCUGGAGGAGGAAGCGGUGACUGCAGACAAAAUGGCCUCAUUAACACCCACAGGCUGGGGGCGGAGCCACGAGAGAAUCUGGUGUCUGUGUACUCAGCUCCUCAGUACCAGGGUCAUGUGGUGGUGAGUGCCCCCCCUCAACAGGAGCAUAGCGUUGCUCCUCCUCAGCUCCUGAAUCCUAGUGCCCUCCUCCAUCACCAGGUGGUGGUGGACCCCAAUCUCAGGCCAACCCCAGCCUUCCUCCCCUGUCUAGAUGGUAUCCUGCAGGCAUGGGAGGAGGCAGGGGGAGGUGACUGCUGCGAGACCACCUUCAUUGAGGUGCUUGUUCCUGAUGCCUCCUCGUCCUCCGCCGCCACCACAAAGGAGGAGACGCUGUUCACUGAGGGAAGGUUUUUUGAUUUUCCUGGAGAUAACACCAAGAUUCACACGUCGUACGAUAUAGAUGACGAUGAGUUCCAGGAGCUGGAGAGUGAUUACUCCAGCGAAUCAGAGAGUGAGGACACCUUCCUGUUAAUGCCUCCCAGAGAUCACUUUAGUCUCAGCGUCUUCUCUAUGCUCUGCUGCUUCUGGCCACUGGGCAUCGCAGCGUUCUACCUGUCGCACGAGACCAAUAAGUCUGUUUCUAAAGGAGAAUUCCAUCUCGCCAGCUCUAGCUCGAGGCGGGCUCUCUUCCUUGCUGUACUGUCAAUCACUAUUGGGACGGGUAUCUACGUGGGUGUGGGCGUGGCACUCAUCGCCUACCUUUCCAAGAACCACCACUGGUAGCGAUGGAAACUAGGCCCUGUUCUCAACCUAGACUCUGGUCUCAGGUGAAUGUUUCCUUAGCAGGCCGGCCCCGGAGGAUGAAACGCUCUGACUGUUCGACUGGUGUUGCUGGAGCUAUUAAGGAUUCAAACCCAAAAGCUUUGAACUAAUCAGAUCCCAGGAUCUGUGUGAAGAACCGUGGGAGUUUGGAACCAGGUGGAAUAAAAAAAGCCUUAGCUCCUGUUUUUCUGUGUGUUUCCAGUGUUUAUUUGUCCUUCUGGAUCCCUGAGACUGGAUUACUUGAUCUUGAUAGAUCCUUUCUUGUUAAACUGUUGACUUUCGUCUGAUAAAAUAAAAACUGUAAACUUUUUUUUCUCAGUCAAUGUAUUUUUUCUUCUUGUUUUCCAAAUCAUCUCAACAAUAAAACAAAAAGAAGUUAACAAGAACAAUCUGAUUAAAUAUCUAAUAAAGUGACUGCAAUAUCCCUAACCCUAACCCCACCCACCUAGGUUACCCCAUGUUACAGGGAGAUGGAAACAAACACUGCUCUGCAGGGAGUCACAUGAUAUAACAGGUGUCAUGUUUACAUGUUGGAGCUUGGGCAGGAAGCUGAGCAAGACACUGUUUAACAAUAAUCAUUUUACUUGAAAAGGGGUUAGGGGGUUAGGGGUUAUGGUAGGGGAACUGAGCCCGUCUCCUAUAAAAGGUGGCAGGAGGUGCUCUGUUCUUCCCCCAGGAUGAUGCUCCCUGGUCCCAGUUAUGCUGACGACCUUGUCGCCUCCUGUAUCGUACAGUGGUCCAUUCCCCUCCGUCUUCAUCGAAGUAACCCAUUUGGGGUACUGUGUGAUUGUGUUUGUAAAUAUUUAUUUUACUUAUAGUUUGUGUGAAUGAAUCACAGGUU
This is a messenger RNA of Paralichthys olivaceus (Japanese flounder), 2076 nucleotides long. Its product is annotated as synapse differentiation-inducing gene protein 1. Gene Ontology annotation, cellular component: intracellular membrane-bounded organelle; excitatory synapse; synaptic vesicle membrane. NCBI's taxonomy places the organism in Eukaryota, Metazoa, Chordata, Actinopteri, Pleuronectiformes, Paralichthyidae. The record is from RefSeq and is a predicted model, not a curated record. Gene Ontology annotation, biological process: synaptic vesicle clustering; positive regulation of synapse assembly.